GUCGACGCAGUUACUACUUAGCGACCAACCAUCGAACACUUGCGGUGCAUGUCUGGCACCGUCAUCGACCGAGCCGUAUCGAACACUCGCGGUGCAUGUCGGGGACCGCCACCGACCGAGCCGAACGCUUCUCCGCGACGCGCCGAGGCUUCCCACCGCACUUGGCGGACCGCUUUCCCGUUUCUUUUGUCGGUUUCUUCCUAGGAGUGGGUGCAUUUAUUGUGCCACUCCAAACCGACGUGGAUCACGUCUCGUGAGGCCAUUUGGUCAAUAUCGCCAUUGUAUGUUUGCUUCCCUCCGUCGGAUAGUUGACAAGGUCAGCUCUCGCUUCUGAGACUCCCGCUGGUGGCUUCUGUCGUAGCAAGCUUGGCGCAAGGAAGACGAUGUCGAUGAGAUGGACGCCCAGAGGAUGAAGUGAAAACAAAGGUAUCGGGUCUCCAAGCAUCAUCGUUUGUCUUGGUAGGUUGGUAAGACGGGAAUAUGCACGCGGUGAACGCGAUGGCGGUGGCGAGGGGGGUGAUGACGAUGAUGAUGGCGGCGGGGGGUGGCGGGGGUAACGGGGAGACCGUGGCGGUGCUGCAGGAGGCGGAGGACAUCCCGUUCGGGACGGGCUGGUGGUACGCCUACGCGGGGAUCUCGUGCUUGCUGGUGCUGUUCGCGGGGAUCAUGUCUGGGCUAACGCUAGGGCUCAUGUCGCUGGGCCUAGUAGAGCUCGAGAUCCUGCAGCGGAGCGGGACGCCCACCGAGAAGAAGCAGGCAGCUACUAUUCUUCCUGUUGUUCAAAAGCAACACCAACUUCUUGUCACCUUACUUUUAUGUAAUGCUGCUGCCAUGGAGGCUCUUCCCAUAUACCUUGAUAAGAUUUUCCAUCCUUUCGUUGCUGUUGUCUUGUCUGUAACAUUUGUUCUGGCUUUUGGAGAGGUUAUUCCUCAAGCCAUAUGCACAAGAUAUGGACUAGCUGUGGGUGCUAAUUUUGUAUGGCUUGUACGCAUUUUGAUGAUUAUAUGCUACCCGAUAGCUUAUCCUAUUGGCAAGAUUCUUGAUUGUGCACUAGGGCAUAAUGAAUCUGCACUUUUUAGGCGUGCUCAGUUAAAAGCUCUUGUAUCUAUCCAUAGUCAAGAGGCUGGUAAAGGUGGGGAGCUCACACAUGAUGAGACAACAAUAAUUAGUGGAGCUUUAGACUUGACUGAAAAGACAGCUGAGGCAGCCAUGACUCCCAUUGAAUCAACAUUCUCAUUAGAUGUCAAUUCAAAAUUAGACUGGGAAGCAAUUGGCAAGAUUCUUGCUAGAGGCCACAGCCGUGUUCCUGUUUAUUCAGGGAAUCCGAAAAACAUUAUUGGCCUUCUGCUGGUGAAAAGCCUUCUCACUGUUCGUGCUGAGACGGAAACACCAGUUAGUGCUGUUUCUAUCAGAAGAAUUCCGAGGGUUCCAGAAGAUAUGCCACUGUAUGAUAUACUGAAUGAGUUUCAAAAAGGUAGCAGUCAUAUGGCAGCUGUUGUGAAAGCUAAAAGCAUAAAUGAGACUCCACCUGCUGAAAGGAAGAAAUUGGAAGCGAACAAAGAACCUAGUGGCAAAUCUGAAUUGAUGGUUCCUUUAUUAUCUGAAGGCGGAGAAAAAUCAGAUUGUGUUGUUGUUGACAUCAACACAUGGCAAAAUAAACAAGUCACUGGAGAUAAGCCAACCCUGCAACAGAAUGAUGCAGCAGAAAGUAUAGUAGCUCGUUUAGCCGAAGAUGGAGAACAUGGGGAGGUCAUUGGCAUUAUCACCCUUGAGGAUGUCUUUGAAGAGCUCCUUCAAGAGGAGAUAGUGGAUGAGACAGAUGAAUUUGUUGAUGUCCACAAGAGGAUACGAGUGGCUGCUGUCGCCGCUGCCGCUUCUUCAGUUGCUCGGGUUCCAUCUUUAAGAAGGUUGACCGGACAGAAGGCAGCAGGUACUCAAACUCGGCAAGGACAACAAGCUACUGGAAUCUUAAAGAAACACACUGAGGCUGAUUCAAACACUCCAAGAAAUCAAGUGAAACAAGAGGCGAAAUAAGGGUUUGUUGCAUGAGCUGCCACAUGCAUGUGAGUAUCGUCUAUAAUUCAUAUGAACAUAGAUAAUUAUCUUGUGAAAAAUGUGAGGCCAUGGUUGCUGCUCAGCUGGGUUGGCCUUCACCUAGCAAAAACCCAUCAGGACCAUCUGUAUAUUCGUCCGUGGCAUGAUCAUGAUGUCGUUUGAGGUUUGAAGUUGGAAGACGGGAGAUUUUUGUUGUUUUUUUUAUUUGUUAAAUUUUAACUUUGGAUCUUAAUUUUGAAAUUUAAGAGUACACUGUUGUUCAAUCUGUAUGUAGCGAAAAGAGACUAUUUGGUAUGAGAUUUCCUGCCCCUUCAAAUCUGAUUAGUCUAAUGAAAUCAUAUUUUUGUGUA
Molecule: messenger RNA, 2405 nt
Organism: Musa acuminata AAA Group (dessert banana)
Lineage: Eukaryota; Viridiplantae; Streptophyta; Magnoliopsida; Zingiberales; Musaceae
Product: DUF21 domain-containing protein At4g14240-like
Exons: 13
Coding region: 481-2034 (517 amino acids)
Biological process (GO): magnesium ion homeostasis
Source: RefSeq, a predicted model, not a curated record